This is a messenger RNA of Solea senegalensis (Senegalese sole), 3038 nucleotides long. RefSeq names its product neuronal acetylcholine receptor subunit alpha-9-II. The transcript has 7 exons. Gene Ontology annotation, biological process: chemical synaptic transmission; signal transduction; nervous system process. Gene Ontology annotation, molecular function: transmembrane signaling receptor activity; acetylcholine-gated monoatomic cation-selective channel activity. Lineage: Eukaryota; Metazoa; Chordata; Actinopteri; Pleuronectiformes; Soleidae. Gene Ontology annotation, cellular component: neuron projection; synapse; postsynaptic membrane. The record is from RefSeq and is a predicted model, not a curated record. Bases 1329 to 2993 code for a protein of 554 amino acids.
UGGAGUAAUUGGACCCUUUUAAAUACAACAGAUCAAAGCAACAUCUAAAAACCACACGGCGGCAUUAACGUCACCCUCAGUAUUGUGAGUACAUGAUGGUCAGUCUCGGUUUUAAUUUCAGUCACAUAAUGAUGUAUUGAUGAAGUCUGGGAUCCAGUGCAUAUUUAUGAGCUUGUUAAACUGUGCAUGCAUUUGAAUAAAAAGUAGUGUGAGCCUACAGGGAAUUAUGCUGCCAGUGAAAAUAGAGCAAGCAAGCCAAUUUAGAUGAAGAAUGUGCAUACAGAAGAACUGGUGAAUGGAUUACAUGUACUGGAGUUUGCCUCAGACAUUUACACCAAUGUAAAUGUUGCACUUCUGUCUCUUAAGUUCCUGGUUGCAGAGUCACUUUUUUUUUUUUUACUGCAGUUAGAGCCUCAGCACGGAUGGAAUGAAUGAAACAACUUGACAUAAUGUUUAUAUAACCUUGUGUAUGAUGAGGGGAAAAUGAGGAUGAGCAGUGUAACAGAUGGCCUGCUUGGUAGCAUGCCGCGUUAUGCUGAACCUCUCCAGGAAACUCUGCCAGUAAUCUGGACAUUAAAUUCCAGCAUCCACAUUGACACCUCACGGGAGAGAGGCUGCCAGUGGAUGCGCUUAUGUUUGUUAAUCAGCCGCAGUGCGAGGUGUAACUCUGCACACUGAUCCAGCCUCAGGUCCUCCAAAAAAAACAACCUAAACCCUAAUUCCAUUUAAUGGUGGUGUAUCUGUGUCUACACUCAGGAGCAUCCCAGAGAAGAGGACUGUAUAUGAAAUGGAAAAGAAAAACAACCCCUGCCUACUGAAGUGCAUCAAACUGGACGACGUCGAUCACUGUAGCUUGUGUGAUCACUUAUAUAAAGAAAUAUGAUUAAUAUUAAAUACAUCCACAUUUUUAUUCUAUUAAUUGAGUAAUAAAUCUAAAAACAUUUUUUUUAUUUUUUUUAAUUAAUGACCACCUCACCCCCUGGUAUUGGCAGUGUGUUGUAAGAGCAGACCAUCAGCCCACCUGGCAGCAGGAGUUAGACUGACAGGUGAAUAGCCCAGUGUGUGGUGAGGCGGUGAUUAUCGGGCAUCCUGUUACUCUCCGUCUGCCGCUGCUAUGUGAUAGCUGGAGUUUUAUUCCAUGUCUCAGUCAGCAGACAAACUUCCUCCCCUGCCAAGCGGUAAGAGCUGGCCCGAGACGGCGCAGUGAGUUCAACUGGGGUUGAACGGGCAUCAUGUAAUUCAGUUAGGGGAUGAGAGCCGGGAUUGUCGGAUUUGUGCUCCCACCUCCUUUUACCCCCCAGAAAAUUUCGUCUUGAGUGUUUGUCGAAAUGAUCAAGAUGAUCUCAAUAAUCUGCCUGGCGAUGAUGCUGCUUCCUGAAGCGGUUCACUCUGCUGAGGGUCACUAUGCCACUAAGCUCUUGAAGGAUUUGAUGGAGAACUACUCCAGCGCCCUGCGGCCUGUGGAGGACACGGACAGAGCUCUGAACGUCACCCUACAGAUCACUCUGUCUCAGAUCAAAGACAUGGAUGAGAGGAACCAGGUGCUGAUUGCCUACCUGUGGAUCAGGCAGACGUGGCACGAUGCGUACUUGAAGUGGAAUAAAGAGGACUAUGAUGGACUGGACGCCAUCAACAUCCCCAGCAGCCUGGUGUGGAGGCCCGACCUCGUCCUCUAUAACAAAGCUGACGAUGACUUCUCGGGGCCAAUGGACACCAACGUGAAGCUGCGCUACAACGGAGAGCUGACCUGGGACGCUCCUGCCAUCACCAAGAGCUCCUGUGUGGUGGAUGUUUCCUACUUUCCCUUUGACAGCCAGGAGUGCAACCUGACUUUUGGGUCCUGGACCUAUAAUGGGAACCAGGUCGACAUCAUUAUGGGCAUGGACAGCGGUGACCUCUCCGAUUUUGUGGAAAACGUGGAGUGGGAAUGCCACGGGAUGCCGGCCACCAAGAACGUCAUCAUGUAUGGAUGUUGCUCUGACCCAUAUCCAGACAUCACGUACACCGUGCUCCUGCAGCGCCGCUCCUCCUUCUACAUUUUCAACCUCCUCCUCCCCUGCUUCCUCAUCUCCUUCUUGGCUCCUUUGGGUUUCUACCUGCCUGCAGACUCCGGGGAGAAGGUUUCCCUUGGAGUGACGGUUCUCCUGGCUCUCACUGUGUUUCAGCUCAUGGUUGCUGAGAGCAUGCCUCCGUCGGAGAGUGUGCCUCUUAUAGGGAAAUACUACAUUGCCACUAUGACCAUGGUCACAGCCUCCACAGCUCUCACCAUCUUCAUCAUGAACAUUCACUUCUGUGGUGCUGAGGCCAAACCAGUCCCCCACUGGGCAAAAGUCCUCAUUAUUGACUACAUGUCCAAGAUUUUCUUUGUUUAUGAGGUAGGUGAGAACUGUGCCACCGCCUCCUCCACUUCCUCCUCCUCCUCUUCAUCCUUCCACUCGCCCCAGGAUGAUCCCCGUCCCCAUCACGUCAGCUCCCACGCUCACGCAAAUGGAAAACCGGGGAGCCACAAUAACCACGGCGGUCAUCAGAGUCAGAAAUACCCCAGGCCCCAGACCCCCAAACCACAGCACCACCCCAGAGUGAAAGCCCAGCACCACAUUACCAGAGAAGAGAGGAGCCACCUCUCUGGCUUUGCACCAGGAAAAUAUGGAGACUCGAAUGGUAAAAUCCCUACAGGCGACUGCUGUCAAGACGACCAGAAGGUUCCGUGCUGCCCCGAAGACAAAAAACCACCACCUCACGGCCCCACUGUAACCUUUGGCCCCUGCGUGUUCUGUAGCUACGGCAGUGGCCUCCCCGGUGUGGACACCAAGCUGGUGCGCAAUGUGGAGUACAUCGCCAACUGCUUCCGAGAGCAGAGAGCCACGUGCGCUAAGGGAGCGGAGUGGAAGAAGAUCGCCAAGGUGAUGGACAGGUUCUUCAUGUGGAUCUUCUUCAUCAUGGUCUUCCUCAUGAGCAUCCUUGUCAUUGGCAAGGCACCGACCACACAGUGACGCUGUGGAUUGUUUAAAUAUUUCUAGAAAUCUGUUUUGUUUUUU